UCCGAGCGAAUCGGACGCGUUUUCGUCGCGAGUUUUACCGCUGCUGAGUGAAAUAUCAACAAUAAGUAUAAAUGCCGCGAGUAUUUAAUUUAUGUGAUAAACGAAUGUUUUAUUGAUUUAACGAGUCGCGUCUUUCCAAAAUUGAAUGAAUUCGAGUGUUUCGGAUCGCGAAUAUCAAAGAAAAAGGAUUUGUGUAUACCGAAAAGGCUAAACAACAAGCUUUUCAAAGAAAUUUGCAUUUUCAUCUUGCGCAAAAGGCAAACACACAAAAAAUGCUGACACCGAUGAGGCCAGCGGUGGGUUGAUUGGCUGACAACCACGACGACGUCCACGGGCAAGAAAGAAAAAACACAACCAGACACGCUUCAGUGCCAUCGAGUGGGAGGAAGUGGAAGUGGUAGUGGAAUUGGCGGGGAAGGAGCAGCAUCACCUGGCUCAACUUGAAUACGAAAAAAGCUGAACGAAAAAUCGAAAGAAAAAAAACCGACACUACAAACAUUCCGCCACAAUGACAAAUGUUUGGAGCGGAGCCAGGCUUUAGGUGUUGAGCAGGUUUAAUCAAACAACAAAGGAAAAGCCGAGGAGGAAGCCAGCGAGGAGGAAGGACACCGAGCACCGAGCAACACCUGAAUUGGCCAAGAGAAAGUUCCACCAUGGAGAAACCGAUGCACCAUGCACCCGCUCCGGCUGCCGUGGGUAAGGUGAGCCAGAUAGCCAACAUCUUCCAGCGGAAACCCAUUGAGAUCCAGCCGGUGGAACAGCUGACUGCCGUGGCUGCCGCUCACGCCGCUGCCGCCGCCGCUGCAGCUGCCCACCACGCCCAAGCCGCCCAAGGAGCUCCGGCUGUGCGAACGGAAUCCCACUCGGCCAGAUUCAAUAACGCCCGAGCUCUAUUCGAGAAACUGGGUGUGGAGUCCAACUCGAAUGUGAGUUCCCGACUGCUGAGAAGUGGUUCGCGGGAGGAUAAUCUAUGUGACGGCUCUGAUCGCUCUUCCUCACGCUCCUCGGAUCGCUCGCUUUCGCCGCCCAAGCGAAGGACUCCGUUUCCCUCGGGCGUUUCACUCGUCCACAAUAACAACAAUGCUGCCAUCGUGGCCCAGAAUGGCAUUCCUCCCGAGCAACGUUUAAGCAACAGCAAGUUUAUUGUGGAACCAGCGGCGCAAGUUGUACCCACAUCGGUGGUGAAGUACCCGCAGCACAAUAUAUCCCGCAUUAAAUCGGAGGAGGUAUCACCGAUUCCACCACCAGCCAGUGGUUCAGUGAGUGCUCUGUUUGCCAGUUCAGGCGGGGAUAAGCCGGAGAAGCCGGAGCGAAAGUUCAACUCCCGGGAGCUGAUCGAGAAGCAGAAGAAGUGGACUUCUCAUUUCACCAAAACCAAAACAACUCGGACGCACAGCGAUCUAAAUCGCUGCGAUAUCAUACGUACAGUGCCCGGAACCGGGCUGAUCAUGGAUUGCGAAAAAGUGUCCAAGCCAGCAAUGGAACCGCCACAACCUCCGCCAAAUGUCAGUCCCAAUCCGCCGAUGCGAACGCAGGCUCCGCCGGAGAUCAAGCCAAGGAGCGGGAAGAUCGGCAGUCCGGUUAAGUCGCCGCCAUUACCGCCCAUUCCGGCGGUGAAGCCAAAGAACGUGAGUCCGGUGAAGUUUAAUCCGGUGCGUCAGUCGCCCACCAAGACGGCGGAGAAUUCUCCGCCUCCACCUCCGGCGAAGUCGGCAGCUGUGCUCCAGAGAUCCCUAAUGCAAGAGCAGCAGCAGGAGUUGCUGAGGAAUGCGGGCGAUCAGGGUGUGGCACCCAUUCCGCCGGAGAAGCCACGCAAAAAGUCCGUAGAUCUCAUCGAGGAUAUGCAACCCAUGACCAACUGCUCCACGCCCUCCUCCUGCGCCUCGCCCACCAGCUCGUACAUUAUUCAGCCGGCCAAGAGGGGAUCUCUGGAUGGUGGCGCUGGAAACGGACAGUAUCCAGGCAAUGGCCUCAGUGGCAGCACCAAUUCGGCAACCUCGGGCUCACCGGUGGCCAGUGCCUCCUCGGGACCCUCGUCACCAGUUCACACUGAGGAUGAAAAGCAGGAGAACGAGUCCACGGAGAAGUCGGAGAUGGAAUACUAUCAUGGUAGCAACUACAACAGUGUUCCCAGGCGGCGACGCAGCGAAAAUGAAGGUCGCAAAUCUGUGGACGAAACUCCGGCCUUGGCCAACAGUUCCCAGCAGCAGCAGCAACAUUCCAUACCGGGCUCCGCCUCCGGAUCUCCCCAGCGAGUGGCCAACAAGCGCAGCAGCAUCACGGUCAACAUGCCAGCCGCCGGUCUUGGUCAGCGUCCGCCGAGCAUCAUAUCGACGACCAGCCAGGAUGAGGGUGGCUUCAAUGAGUCCACGCCGGAGCUGAAGGCCAAGCUGCAGCCUGCCUACGAUCAGCGGGAGGCGGAGGAGCAGCCGCACAGCCUGAACUACGUGGAUGUGGGCUAUCGCCUCAACCCAGAUGGCAGCGAGAGUCGCGAGGUCUACGGAUCGGAGGCGGAACUCUAUGACACGGCCAAGGUGAGCGACAUGCAGCGCAAGUUUCAUGGCGCCAAUGGUUUUGGCCAGGAGUCGAGCACGGUGUAUGCCAUUAUCAAGACGGAUGUGCCGGAAUCCCAGCCAGUGGCGCCCUCGCGAGCGGUUCACCUGCAGUCGCCCACAUCCUCGAGCGUUGAGGGAUCUCCCCUGCAUCGUGGCGUCUACAAUUCCCCACCCGUGGGAGUGGUUUCACCCAUAAGACGACGCAGCAGCAACAACCAGGAUCAGAGUGUGGGCGGAGGAGGCAGUGCCAAGUCUACGCCUCCUUGUUCGCCCGCCCGUGCGGCCCUGAUCAAGGGCAUUGCCCCCAUAGCCUCCAUCGAUGCGCACGAAGAGGAGGAACUGGAUCUCGAGGAGGAGGACGAGCACAUGGCCAUCCAGCGGGACGAGGAGGAGGAGGAAGAGGCACCUGUCCUUCCCGAACGACGAACAUUGGCUCAGGGUUCCCUAGAGCUGCAGGACUUGGAGUAUGCGGAUACCAGCGCCGGCGAGGAUGAGGAAGACAUCAUCAAGGUCGACGAUUUACUGAAUGUGGAACUAAUCGACGAUUUCGUCGAUGAGGUGAUCGAGGUCCAUGUGAACCACAGUGUGGCAGUUGCUCCUCCCACUCAAGCUGUUCCUCCGGCUGCGGCGAUUCCACGGGAGGAUAGCCUACCAGAUGACAUGACCGCCGCCGAAGCCGAACGAUUGUUGAGCUCUAGCAUUUUGGAAAACAAAAUCAGGCAACAGUCGCUGCUGUCGGACGAACAGGCUAAGGAAGUCGAGCAAAUACUCAACGCCGCCCCCAGCGUGGGCGUGGCAGUUGCUGCCGUUGUUGCCACAGCAACAUCGCCGACCAGCAUCAAGAAUCUCAUUGAGGAUUUGCCCGGGCAAUCAUCAGCAUCUGCCGCUGCCGCUGCCACUGCCACUGCCAACGGGGAGCAGGACAUUCAAAUUGCAGCUGUGCCAGCGAUUGUCGAGGAGGACGAGGACGACGAGGAGGAGGAGCAGCAGGAGGAGUUCCAGGAAGAGGACGAGGAGGAGGACCACGCCAGGGCCGAGUUCGAUGUGAAUGGCGACGGCGAGGCUGACGGCGAUUCCGAUGACGUUGAUGCCGUGGACAUUGUGGGCUAUGGACAUGCCGCCAUCGCACUGAAUGCCACCUUUGUCAAGGCCGAUAGCACAGAGACAGAGACCACCACCACCACCCCCUCUACGGCCACCACAGCCACCACUCGCCACGACGACGACGAGCCCGAGUGGCUACGGGAUGUCCUUGAGGCACCCAAGCGCAGUCUAGAGAAUCUGCUUAUCACCUCCGCUACUUCGUCCCGAGGACCUGGUCAGCGGGAAGAGCUGGAAAACGGCUACGAUCUACAAGAUAAACAUUCCGAUCUGAAUCACACAUACGUGGCUGGUGGAGAAUCGCUGCACGAGUCGAUAGUUUCCGUGGAGUCCACCCAAUCGGAUGCCACACUCAAUCAGACCACGACCAUUGACGACAGCAUCAUAUCCAGCAAGCACAAUUCCACCUACUCCCUGGCGGAUGCCGAACAGGCCACCAAUUCGACGGUGUUAAGCACUGGGGUCACCGAGCUAGACGACAGUCAGUACUAUAUACCAGAAUAUCCGCCUGUGAGGAGCAAGGAGGUACUUGUAGAGGCUGGAGUGCACUACUUCGAGGAUGGCAACUUCUGGAUGGAAGUGCCUGGUCUCCUAGACUUUGACGACGACGACUGCUCUUAUCCGCCCAUCACUGUGCGCAAGAAUCCCAAAGUUCGCUUCAGUUCCGGACCCAUUCACGUGUACUCCACCUUCUCCGUCAACGACUACGAUCGCCGGAACGAAGAUGUCGAUCCUGUGGCCGCUUCGGCGGAAUACGAGCUCGAAAAGCGCGUGGAGAAGAUGCACGUCUUCCCCGUGGAAUUGAUGAAGGGUCCCGAGGGUCUGGGUCUCAGUAUAAUUGGCAUGGGCGUUGGCGCCGAUGCAGGCUUAGAGAAACUAGGAAUCUUUGUGAAAACCAUAACCGAUAACGGAGCAGCAGCCCGGGACGGUCGCAUUCAGGUCAACGAUCAGAUCAUUGAGGUGGACGGCAAGAGUCUCGUGGGCGUCACACAGGCAUAUGCAGCUUCGGUGCUGCGCAAUACUUCCGGUCUAGUCAAAUUCCAAAUCGGACGCGAACGCGAUCCUGAAAACUCUGAGGUAGCCCAGCUCAUACGACUGAGUUUGCAGGCCGAUCGCGAGAAGGAGGAGCGCUUAAAGCGUUAUUUUAGCCAACAAGAGGAGUACCUGCGACGCACCCUCGACUAUUCCGAGGACUCCACCCAGCCGGUUUCGGCCAAUUCGAGUGUCUGCGAGGGACCCUCGAGUCCCGUCCAAGUGGAACAUCCCAUGGAGGUGGAGGCCACCCAUUCGCAGGAGGUAGAGUCGCUCAAGCGGCUGCUACAGGAGCACAAAGCGAGCGAAAUGGGUUGUCUGGUAAAGGAAGAGAUUAUUCAAAACCUAAAACGAAAGCUGGUUAAGCUCGAGACGACGGGAAAUGAGAACGAGCUGCUCAGUGAGCGGCUCCGGCAGAGUGAGCGGGAGCUGGGAAACAUCCGGAAGGAGGCGGCCAAUCUGCAGAACAUGCUGCAACAGUCGCAGGGCCAGUACAUGGCGCUGGACAAGAAGUACAACAAGGCCAAGCGGCUGGUCCGGGAGUACCAGCAGCGGGAGCUGGACAUGUGCCAUCGCGAGGAGUUCUACCAGCAGCUCCUCCAAGAGAAGGACACCGAGUACAAUGCGCUGGUGAAGAAGCUUAAGGAUCGGGUGAUCAAUCUGGAGCACGAGCUGCAGGAGACGCAGCGAAAGGCUGGCUUCCCCGUGGGCCUGCCCUACGAUAGUGCCACCCUGAAGCUGACUCCCCAGAUGAUGCGCAAGACUCCGCCAAAGCCGCUCUUCCAUAAGCUGGAGACGGAGCUGUCGGACACGGAGAUCUCCGAUCUCUCACCCGACGGUGAUGGUGUGAAGACAGCCACUGUGGAGCGAAAGGUUCCGGUCAAGGACGAACUGGAUGCGGCAGUGCCGCAGCACGAGCUGCUGGAUAACUCGGUUAACAAGACCAAAAUUGAUCUGGCCUCCCGUGGUGGUUUAGCCAAUCGCCAGUUGCCCUCAGCCAAUGGAAACAGUAACCCUUCGAACGGAGCCGCCGUCGAUCUUGGCCAGCUUUCGAACGGGAAUCUCCUCAAGCGCAGCCGGAGCAACAGUCGCAGUUCGGAUUGCACCCUGGACGACACGGAUGAGGAGGAGGAGCGUGAGGGAUCGGCCUUGAAUCUGGCCGGUGCUCCUGCCACUCACGAAACCAUCAGCCUAUCCAAUGGCAACUCUCAUCUGCUGGCCAACGUGAAUAAUCUGCUCCAGCAUCAUCCGCCGGCAAUGGCCAGUGUGGUCACCACACCCUCGAAUGGCCACCUGGGCACCACAACGGCCAUACUGCUGAACUCCACCUCCUCCGCCUCGUCCAGUUCAUCCAACCAGUCGACGGCAAGGGAGGCACAAAUCAAUCAGCUGUAUGCCCAGGUCCACAAGGAUCCCAGCAAGCAGCAGCAUCAGCAGCAGCAGCAGCAACAACAGCAGCAGCAGCAGGCGGCCCAGGCAGUGACCACCAGUAUUCCCAGCAUUUUCAAGAACUCCUUGGGUUCUCCGGCGGACAAUGGGCUGAACGACUUCCAUCGCGGCAGUAUGACCACCUUUGGACAGGGCCCAGCCACCAGCAGCAACCGUGAUCUCAACAGCUCGUACGACUCCAUCCUGGGCUCCAACGAUAAGCUGGCGGAGAACGAGCCGGCGGAGAGUUGGAUGUAUCCCUCCAGGAGGCGGGUGGCGCCAAAUGGCAGCAAGGUUCCACUGCCCGGAUCCAGCUUUACGGAUCAACUCAACCAGGCGCUGUCCGAUCGCGAGAGGCGACUCGGCGAUGGAUCCUCGCGACAUUCCAGCGACGAUUACACGGAGAUUAACAAGAGCCAGAGCGCCGCGGCCAUCAACUGCAAGACGCUGAUCAACGAGAUCCGCCAGGCGGUGAACGAAGCACAGCCCAAAGUUAAACAAGUCGUUCCACAAUCACUCUCCCCGCCCGGCACAGUGCCCUGGCAGCAGCAGCACCACCAGCAGAUCCAGCAGCAGCCGUCCGCCCACACCACCGGUCCUCCGUCGCCCACCAGCAUGUCCUCCGGCUGCUCCUCGCCAGGAUACUCCCCCAGCCGCACCCUGGAUCUGUCCGGAUCCAGUUCUAGUUUCUCCGAUCGCAAGGCGGUUGCAGCUGGCUACACCUACAAGGGUGGCCCCGUUCACGAAUGGACCAAGGAUCAGGUGGGCCACUGGCUGAUGGGCAUCGAGCUGGAGCGCUACAUCCCAGUCUUCAAGGAGCACAACGUAGAGGGCGGCGCCCUGCUUACCCUGGACUCAAAGGACUUCAAAACCCUGGGCGUUUGCGGCGACGACAAGCACCGGCUGAAGAAGCGCCUGAAGGACCUGAAGGCCAACAUCGAGAAGGAGCGCAAGGACAUGGAGCGGGAGAGACGCGAGCGCGAGAAGGCCAUAAGGAAGGCCGAGAAGAAGGCGGCCAAAAAGAAGUAGUUGAAUUCUAGUUGAUAAGCAUCAAAGUAGCCAAAAACCAAAAGCAUACGCAGUAUAUAUUGUAGUCUAUAUAUAUAUAUAUAUGCAUACACAACACACACAAGAAACAAAAAUGAAAAUGAAAAAAACAAGUGCGUAUAUAAAAACAUAUAUCUCUUCGGUUAUAUAUUUAUAUGCAAGUAAUGAUAAUAUAAUUUAUUUGUACAACACACAUCUAUUAUACAUACGUACUACAUUUUAACCUAUCGAACCUAAUGGCAACUAGACGUAAUUAUUCUAAAAGAAAGCAAGGAAAGCAGCAAGUAGAAGGUCAGGAGCGUUAGAGUAGCAGUAGAUCUCGGUUAGAAUUGAAACCCCGAAACCCUGACUCAAACCGGGCCCAACAUCCAACCGAUGGCACUCAGACUUCCCCGACAAAAACCGAACUCACAACCAAAAGAAGAAGCUAAGUAACUAACAAAAAAGGCGUUGGACUGACUGAUUUUUAUGAUUAAUUUAAAAGCAAAACAAAAAAAAUAAACGAAAAAAAAACAAACGAAAGGAAUUCUUUUUUAAAAGCCAACCAAAACCAAAAAAGAACCACUUGAAUUGAGAAUGCAAACGAAAGCGUAGAACACUUAAGGAAUUCGCUGAACAGACUUGAACGGUUUAAGAACUGCAUCAAAUAAAACGCAGAUUAUAAAGAUAAUAUUGUAAUAACGUUUAAGUUAACGCAAGAAAGCACCCGAGGGAGUGUCUCUUUUUUUCUAAUUAUUAAUCUGUGUAAUUUAAUGACUAGCGCAUAUUCAAUAUUCAAUUCUAGAUAUAUAUGUGUGUGCAACAGUAAUUUGUCAAGACAUCUAUGAAAUGUACUGUACUAUCCCCCUAAAAUUAAUGCUAAAGUAUUGUACUGUAUGCUAUGCCUGAAAGUCAUUUAAGUACUUAAGUAGAGAAGCUAGUGGAAGUGUGUGUUUUCUGUUACCAAGCGAGCUGCUGGGAAAGUUAUUGACUGUGAGAUAUAGUAAAGAUUGUAUAUCUUGUGCCCAAGACGUGUCGCUUUCUUUUCGAGCAGCUUUAGCAGCCAAAUCAAUGCAAAAUGUCCACCCAAAUUUGUUAAGCAGCCAAAAAACAAAAGAAAGCAAGCUUCAAGAGCGAUUUCUAUUCGUUAGCUAGUAUGUCUGUGUGAAUGGGCGUGACUGUACCUUUGUUUUUCACUUUGUUUUAACUUUGUAUAGAUAUAUUUAACGAACCUUUAGUAUUUGUAUUUCAUAUUCUUAGUUGUUUGUAUUUGUAUUUACUUUGUGUACUUGUGUUGUGUACGUAGUUUUAUUUACCUUAUAAUUUCGAAAUGUUGCAAUAAAACCGCGUGCAUAUGCCGGUGUAUGUAUGAUAAA
Messenger RNA from Drosophila subpulchrella, 8518 nucleotides. RefSeq lists its product as uncharacterized. Gene Ontology annotation, molecular function: actin filament binding. NCBI's taxonomy places the organism in Eukaryota, Metazoa, Arthropoda, Insecta, Diptera, Drosophilidae. The coding region runs from base 654 to 7145 and encodes 2163 amino acids. The transcript is spliced from 17 exons. Gene Ontology annotation, cellular component: cytoplasm; dendrite; actin cytoskeleton. The record is from RefSeq and is a predicted model, not a curated record. Gene Ontology annotation, biological process: actin filament organization; calcium-mediated signaling; neuron projection development.